Messenger RNA from Seminavis robusta, 1458 nucleotides. The record is from the annotation of a GenBank genome assembly. Lineage: Eukaryota; Bacillariophyta; Bacillariophyceae; Naviculales; Naviculaceae.
AUGAGAGGUCUUGGACGAGCCUCCAAGAUGAAUGUGAAGGUGUUCACGCUGUGGGCCAUGCUGGUUUGCUCCAUUAUCAUGCUGUGGGUGGAAUCCGAUCUGGUGUCACGGUUGGAAGGCGGAGACAUGAUGAGUAUGGCGGAUUAUCAUCAUCGUCGCCGUGGCUUGAAAUCCAGAAAGGAAUACAUUCCCUUUGAAAAGAUUCAAGCAUUGCAGCAAGAGGCACAACGACGCAAUCAACAGUUUGCCUUGACGGACGCUAUUCGCUCUGUAACUUCGGACGCCGACUUUCAAGCGAAAAUGGAGCGAAAGAAAAAAGUCCGCGAAAAGAUCCACAAGCGAAAGACCCAAAAGGAAGACACGGACUACCGACACUACGUGGAAGGCAUGGAGCUGAGCAAGUCGUUUGAGUUUAACAAGACGGACUUUUCCAAUUAUUCAGUCCUGCCAUCCCAUCGGCAUUUACCGGACAUGACGGCGCAAAAGGGAGGAGUCAUUUUCUUUCUGCAUACACCCAAAACGGGAGGACAAACCAUUCGAUAUAGUUUUGGAGGACCACCCGAUCCCAGUACCACUUUUAUCAUGGACAGUGCCGAGCAACUCAAGCUGGCAAGGUUCAAAUCCAGAGUCCGCUUUAUCAUGGCCAAUCGACUCAAUGUCUUUUUGGAGAGGGUCGUGCCCAAAAUCAACCGGUAUCUCACGGCACCCACCACCAAGCGAAAGAUUCUAUUUGUGGAAGUCCAUGGCAUGGAUAACUACCAUACUCGGGAAUUGGAGCCGUACUUGCACGCAUGGAGAGAACGCGCCCAAGAAACCAAAGUGCCGUUCUUUACAUUUACCAUUAUGAGGGAAGCAUUGGCGGAACAAGUGUCUUUUUUCAACUUCUACUUUAUUCAUCCUGGAGACGAACGCUUUUGCAAAGGCACCAUGACGACAAGCACCCGCUGCAACAAACGAAACGCCGCCUUUUUAGCUCCCUAUCUGCAGUUGACACCAGAACAACUGGAAGAAACGCACAUUCGGGAAACGACAAAGAAAAACAAGGGCAUUGACUUGGAAGAUGCCAUGAUGAAAUCCAUUUACGACAAUCCACAAUGUCUAUUCUUGGCAAGAGGAGAACGAACCUUUGGCUGGAAUGUCACGGAGUUGCGCCAUGGAUUGACGUUUACGGAGUGUGAAUCCUCCUAUCAGAGUCUACGAAGAACCAUGGAUUGGAUUGGUCGAACCGAUACACUCACCAAUGAGACACUUCCUCUCUUGACCAAGAUGAUAUUCAACGACUCAACGAUAGGGUGGAACUUCAAGCAACACAAUAAGUCUCCGGAACGGGGUGGAUUUGUGUCACUGUCCAAGAUUCAACCAAGUACACGGGAAUUCUUGGUGGAAUCCAGUCGAUUAGAUGACUUUCUGUAUCGGCAGGUAGUACAAGACUAUCACAUGGAUCAGUGGGUAGUAUGA